AUGGCCACACCAACAUCCACAACCCCAAUCAACCCCUCCAACCCCGAAAUGCGCUCACAUCUCCUCUCCCACUACUCCACCCUCCUCUCCACCUUCAGCACCUCCCCCUCCAAAUUCAAAAUCCUCACCUCCCUCCCUCACAUAUCUCCCACCUCGACAACACCACCUCCCCCACCCCCAAAAACCCUCUACGUCCUCGACUCCUCCUUCAACCCCCCAACCCUCGCCCACCUGCACAUCGCCCGCACCGCCCUCCUCCAAGAUAACCUGCCCCCCUCACCCACAACCAGAAAACACAUCCUCCUCCUCCUCGCCACCACCAACGCCGACAAAAAAGACCCCACGCCAGCCUCCUUCCCCCAACGCCUCUGCAUGCUCCGUCUCCUCGCCGAAGAACUAAUUUCCGAAUUCCCGUCAAAACCAUCAGAGCAAGCAGCAGGUUCCGCGCGCUUAACAGUCGACAUCGGCGUAACGAAACAGCCAUAUUUCAUCGACAAAAGCAUCUCGAUCCUCGAAGAAGGAGCAUCCUAUAACCAGGACACGGAACAGGUCCACCUCCUAGGCUACGAUACGCUCGUGCCAUAG
Venustampulla echinocandica is the source of this 585-nucleotide messenger RNA. RefSeq lists its product as uncharacterized. Gene Ontology annotation, cellular component: nucleus; cytoplasm. The record is from RefSeq and is a predicted model, not a curated record. The transcript is spliced from 2 exons. NCBI's taxonomy places the organism in Eukaryota, Fungi, Ascomycota, Leotiomycetes, Helotiales, Pleuroascaceae. Gene Ontology annotation, molecular function: ATP hydrolysis activity; nicotinamide-nucleotide adenylyltransferase activity. Bases 1 to 585 code for a protein of 194 amino acids.